CCGGGAUUUCGACCAAUCACACAGCUCACAGCUGACGCAGCGGGAAAACGGAGCGGAAACAAAACAACACUGCGUCAGGACACGCACAAGAAGUGUUGUUCAAAAUUUAAUCAAUAAUCAUGGCUUGUAAUUAGCUUCUAGUCGCGAGUUUUUAUGAUGAGGCGCUCAGGAGCCCCCAGUCAGCUCCUGGGCAAUGCUGCCAAAAAGCCUCGUUUUAUACCUCCUGCUGGAGCCUCUUCAUAUUUUGGAGUUGAACCCAAGACCCAGAACCCCGAAUCAAGCCUAAACAAUGCCUUGAACAAGGUGCAGAGAAGUGUGGUAGCUACACCUCCAAGUCAAAGUGAAUGCACUGCCAGGGCAGCACCAGCCUUGUCCAAGGCUCUGGCCCGAGUGCUCAGUGCAACAGAAAGUAAGGAGAAUAUUGCUGAGACAAAACAUACAAGUCCUUCUUCACAGAAGCUCAUAACAUCACCAGACAUCAGAGGAGCAGGCUCCCCUCAAAAAGCUACUGGGUCAAAUCAGGUCUUUGGUGCAACAGACUGCAGCGGGGAUGCUGUGCGCUACUUCAGCGUCAUGUGGUGUAAGGCCAGCAAAAAGAAACACAAGCGCUGGGAGGGGGAUGCCGUGCUGGUGACCAAGGGGCGCUCGGCCACCCUGAAAGACAUGGAGGGCAAGAACAUUGGACAGGGUAGCGGCUACAAGGUGUCUUUGUUGGCUUCUCUGUCUGAGGGGGACACCCUGAUGAUUGGAGCGAAAGAGGUGGAGGUGAUGGGUGUCAUAUCUGCAGAGAAUUUUGCUACUGGACGUUGUUUUCAAGAAGCCCAAGUAUACCAAGAAGAGACGAUCCUGAAGACAGCACCCGCUCCUUCACAAUGCUUAGCAGCCAAAGCUUUCAUCCCCCCUACAAUGUUGGGGAGAGCAAGCCUUCCUGCAUUAAAAUUAGCAGAAGAGCAUGCCUGCAAACCUCGCUAUGAUCCACAAGCUCCAGGUGCUCUGGUGAUGCCUCGACCCUCUCCAAACCAUCAGUGGUCUAAUAACAAAUCAGGGCUCCCUGUGGUCGAUGUUGUGGUUGACCCGCACCUGACAGCUCACCUGCGCCCCCAUCAGAGAGACGGCCUGCUCUUUCUCUAUGAAUGUGUUAUGGGCAUGAGGGCCGAAGGUCGCUACGGGGCAAUCUUGGCUGAUGAGAUGGGUCUUGGAAAGACCCUGCAAAGCGUGGCUCUCUGCUGGACGCUGCUCAAGCAGGGUCCGUACGGCGGAAAAGCGGUCACCAAGCGUGUGCUCGUGGUUACCCCUGGCAGCCUUGUGCAGAACUGGGGCGCUGAGUUCAACAAGUGGCUCGGGCGUGAGAGGAUCAGUGUUUUCACUGUGGAUCAGGACCACAGGAUCGAGCAGUUUGUGUUGUCUCCUCUGCACAAUGUCCUAGUGAUAAGCUAUGAAAUGCUUCUGCGCUGCUUUGAACAGGUCCAAAAAGUGGAGUUUGGUCUCAUUAUCUGUGAUGAAGGUCACAGACUAAAGAACAGCAGCAUCAAAACGUCCUCAGCCCUCAGCAGCUUGAGCUGCACUCGCAGGGUUAUACUAACAGGCACCCCUGUGCAAAAUGAUCUGCAGGAGUUCUACGCUAUAAUAGACUUUGUUAAUCCCGGCGUUCUUGGCUCAACCACAGCGUAUAGGAAGGUCUAUGAGGAGGCCAUUCUUCGCUGCAGGCAGCCUUCCUGCUCUGAGGAGGAGAGAUCUUUGGGCGCCGAGCGAGCCGCUGAGCUCUCUCGACUUACUGGCAUGUUCAUCCUGAGGAGGACGCAAGAGAUCAUCAACCGCUACCUUCCGCCCCGCCUUGACUGGACCCUGUUCUGCAGGCCGUCUCCGCUGCAACAAGAGGUCUACAGGCAUCUCCUCAGCCACAGAGUGUUCAGAGCCUGUCUGCAAGGCUCCAUGCAAUCACACACCCACUUGGCCUGCAUCACUUUCUUGAAAAAGCUGUGCAAUCACCCGACACUGCUGCACUGCACAGUCAAGGAAAAAGCUGAGUGUGCUUCUGAUGAGAGUUCUUUCCAUGAAGGUCUAGCACAGUUUUUCCCUAAAUUGUACUCUUCAGAUAGCUUGAACCUUGCUGACUCAGGGAAACUCUUGGUUCUGUUGGACCUGCUGGAAACCAUCAGACAGCUCAGCCCAUCUGACAGGGUUGUUGUAGUGUCCAACUAUACUCAGACGCUGGACAUGCUGCAGAAAAUUUGUGUGCACAUGACCUACACAUUCUGUCGGCUAGACGGACAAACGCCUACCAACCAGAGGCAGCGUCUUGUCGACAGCUUCAACAGCCCUUAUUCACCUAAUUUCCUUUUUCUGCUGAGCUCCAAAGCUGGUGGGGUGGGGCUUAAUCUGGUGGGGGCUUCCCAUUUGGUGCUUUAUGAUCUCGACUGGAAUCCUGCAAAUGACAUUCAGGCCAUGGCUCGCGUGUGGCGAGAUGGACAGAAAAAGACCGUGCAUACUUACCGCCUCCUCACUGCAGGUACCAUUGAGGAGCGCAUAUUCCAGCGCCAGGUGUCCAAGCAGGGCCUCUCCGGGACAGUGGUAGACCUCGGCAAAGGCUCCGAACACGCCAACUUCUCCAGCAGCGAGCUGAGAGACCUUUUCAGCCUUACCGAAACAUGCUCUCUAACUCACGACCUGUUGAACUGCAGCUGCAACAUGGACGGAUCCGUCAACGGUAAAGUUGUUGGAGAGGUAGACGAGCAGGAUGCAAAUCGGCCAUGUCAGCUUGGGCGGGACUGCGACGGGUCAGCGCAGAAACAUCUGAGCAUGUCCGAGCUAAUGCAAUGGAGACAUUUCUCUGGAGAUGCCCACACCUUCUCAGACCCUUACCUUGAUCGUGCCAGAGACCAUGUCACCUUUGCCUUUCAGACCACCAUUUCUCACAUGGAUCAGUAACCGCAACUAUGGACUCAACUGUUAGUGACCAAAAAUACAUGAUUUGAAAAUAUGAUAUACACACUUCACAAUCUAACAAAAUUCUAUGCAAAAACUAUCAGAAAUAAAUAGCUAAGAAAAUAAAGUUUGAAAUAGAGCACUGGUUCGCCAACUUUUUUCACCAAGUACCACCUUAGAAAACACUUGACACAGUUUGAGAAUCACUUAAAAUUAAUUCAACAAUGUUAUCAUGUUUGUAGUUUUGUAGUGUAGAACUGCACAGCAUCAUACUGAGAAGAAUGUAUUGCUCUUGUGUGUGGGAUUAAAUUAGAUUGUCUAAUAAAGUGAGGAUACGUCGAGAGAAGUUCCU
This is a messenger RNA of Nerophis lumbriciformis (worm pipefish), 3277 nucleotides long. RefSeq names its product RAD54 homolog B (gene rad54b). Gene Ontology annotation, cellular component: nucleus. The record is from RefSeq and is a predicted model, not a curated record. Lineage: Eukaryota; Metazoa; Chordata; Actinopteri; Syngnathiformes; Syngnathidae. Gene Ontology annotation, biological process: double-strand break repair via homologous recombination; reciprocal meiotic recombination. Gene Ontology annotation, molecular function: ATP binding; DNA translocase activity.